AUGCAACGCCCAUAUUUCGCCUUCAGCCCGCCCAUUUUUCGCCCUCAGCCCGCCCAUAUUUCGCCCUCAGAACGCCCAUAUUUCGCCUUCAGCCCGCCCAUUUUUCGCCCUCAGCCCGCCCAUUUUUCGCCCUCAGCCCGCCCAUAUUUCGCCCUCAGCCCGCCCAUAUUUCGCCCUCGGCCCGCCCAUAUUUCGCCCUCGGCCCGCUCAUAUUUCGCCCUCAGCCCGCCCAUAUUUCGCCCUCAGAACGCCCAUAUUUCGCCCUCAGCCCGCCCAUAUUUCGCCCUCGGCCCGCCCAUAUUUCGCCCUCGGCCCGCUCAUAUUUCGCCCUCAGCCCGCCCAUAUUUCGCCCUCAGAACGCCCAUAUUUCGCCCUCAGCCCGCCCAUAUUUCGCCCUCGGCCCGCCCAUAUUUCGCCCUCGGCCCGCUCAUAUUUCGCCCUCAGCCCGCCUAUAUUUCGCCCUCAGAACGCCCAUAUUUCGCCCUCAGCCCGCCCAUAUUUCGCCCACUGUCAUUCCGGUCUCAGCCCGCCCUCAGCCCGCCCGGACCGCCCCGAAGUACUACUAAUAAGUCACUACACUACACUACACCACCAUACGCUACCACGCACCCUGAAACACCAUAUCUCCACUACACCAGUCUGCCUCAUACCACCUCACCACACCACACCGCUGAAACACAUCCUUCCAAACCACCACAUCACUACACCAUCCCUUCUCAUACCGCUAAACCACCACAGCACCCGAUACCUCCACGUUACCACACCAGCACCCCGAAACACCCUCCCACAGCAGUACACCACGCACCCCACCACGUCCCAUACCACCACGUUACCACACCAUGCUACCACGCCACGAUACCACACCACGAUACCACGUUACGCUACCACGCCACGCUAACACACCACGAUACCACGCCACGAUACCACGUUACGCUACCACGCCACGAUACCACACCACGCUACCACACCACGAUACCACACCACGAUACCACGCCAAGCUACCACGCCACGCUACCACCCCACCCCACCCUGCGUCUCGCCAUCGCCCGACGGUGA
Messenger RNA from Penaeus chinensis, 1056 nucleotides. Its product is annotated as extensin-2-like. The transcript has 3 exons. The record is from RefSeq and is a predicted model, not a curated record. Lineage: Eukaryota; Metazoa; Arthropoda; Malacostraca; Decapoda; Penaeidae. Bases 1 to 1056 code for a protein of 351 amino acids.